Molecule: messenger RNA, 904 nt
Organism: Indicator indicator
Lineage: Eukaryota; Metazoa; Chordata; Aves; Piciformes; Indicatoridae
Gene: CCNC
Product: cyclin C
Exons: 12
Coding region: 1-852 (283 amino acids)
Biological process (GO): positive regulation of transcription by RNA polymerase II
Cellular component (GO): mediator complex; nucleus
Molecular function (GO): cyclin-dependent protein serine/threonine kinase regulator activity
Source: RefSeq, a predicted model, not a curated record
AUGGCCGGCAACUUCUGGCAGAGCUCGCACUAUUUACAAUGGAUUUUGGAUAAGCAAGAUCUGCUGAAGGAACGCCAGAAAGACUUGAAAUUUCUGACUGAAGAAGAGUAUUGGAAGCUGCAGAUAUUUUUUACUAAUGUUAUCCAGGCUUUAGGUGAACAUCUUAAAUUAAGACAACAAGUUAUUGCCACUGCCACAGUCUACUUCAAGAGAUUCUAUGCCAGAUAUUCCCUAAAAAGUAUAGAUCCAGUAUUAAUGGCUCCUACCUGUGUGUUUUUGGCAUCCAAAGUAGAGGAAUUUGGUGUUGUUUCAAAUACAAGAUUGAUUUCUGCUGCUACUUCUGUAUUGAAAACUAGGUUCUCAUAUGCCUUCCCCAAGGAGUUCCCUUAUAGGAUGAACCAUAUACUAGAAUGUGAAUUCUAUCUCUUAGAGCUAAUGGACUGCUGUUUGAUAGUCUAUCAUCCCUACAGACCUUUGCUCCAGUAUGUGCAAGAUAUGGGCCAAGAAGACAUGCUGCUACCUCUGGCAUGGAGGAUAGUGAAUGACACAUACAGGACUGAUCUUUGUCUGCUGUACCCUCCUUUCAUGAUAGCUCUAGCCUGCCUACACGUGGCCUGUGUUGUCCAGCAGAAGGAUGCAAGGCAGUGGUUUGCUGAGCUGUCUGUUGACAUGGAAAAGAUUUUAGAAAUAAUCAGGGUUAUUCUGAAGCUGUAUGAGCAGUGGAAGAACUUUGAUGAGAGGAAGGAAAUGGCUACUAUUCUCAAUAAAAUGCCUAAACCAAAACCACCUCCAAACAGUGAAGGAGAACAGGGUCCAAAUGGUAGCCAGAACUCUAGUUACAGCCAAUCUUAAGACAUUCCAAAGAACUUCUUUAUGGACCACUUUGACUCAAGACAUCCUGGGA